AUGGCUGAAGUAGCUGCCAAUGGCGCCGACGUUUCGCGGCUCGAGGUCCUGAUCCGUGACAACGCGCGCAAGACCAAAUCCAUCUACGCCAGCACCACAUCAGACCCGUCCGCCCGCAAGCGCAUAAAGCUCGAUCCCGGCCUGGCAUCUGAGGACCCCGACAUUACGAAAUCAGCCCUCUCCCUCCGCCUUCACGCUGAAUACAGCGAUGUCCAGACCCUCCCCGAAGUCAUCGCCAAGAAACUCCACGCGGCUGGUCCGCGCAAGAAGAAGCCCAAGGCAGGCGAUGAGGUCCCAUCACAGUCUGAGGAGCACGUGCGCAAGUUGAUAGAGGGAAUACCGGCGGCCAAGACGGCCGGCGCAGCGGCCGCCGUGAACUCUACUGCGCUCGUCCUCUCCCGCAACCGGCCCGGUGCCGGCUCGAGCACGGCUGCUGGAGGCAAGACUCAGCAGCGCGACGAAUCCCAGAACCUGAGCCUCUCCCGGCGACCAGACAAUCUGCUUGCGCAGCCGCGGCCAGACUGGCACCCGCCGUGGAAGCUGCAGCGUGUCAUCAGUGGGCAUCUGGGCUGGGUGCGUGCGCUGGCCGUGGAGCCGAACAACAAGUGGUUUGCGUCGGGUGCUGGGGACCGGACCAUCAAGAUCUGGGAUUUGGCGUCGGGGCACUUGCGAUUGACGCUGACGGGGCAUAUCUCGACGGUACGCGGGCUGGCUGUGUCGCCUAGGCAUCCCUACAUGUUCUCGUGUGGUGAGGAUAAGAUGGUGAAGUGCUGGGAUCUGGAGACGAACAAGGUGAUCCGGCACUACCACGGUCACCUCUCGGGCGUCUACACGCUUAAACUGCACCCGACCCUCGACGUCCUCGUCACCGGCGGCCGAGACGGCGCCGCCCGCGUCUGGGACAUGCGCACGCGGAGCAACGUACACGUGCUGUCCGGGCACACGGGCACCGUGUCGGACCUCGUCUGCCAGGAGGCGGACCCGCAGGUCAUCACGGGCAGCCUGGACUCGACGGUGCGCAUGUGGGACCUGGCCGCCGGCAAGACGAUGGGGGUGCUCACCCACCACAAGAAGGGCGUGCGCGCGCUGACGACGCAUCCGACCGAGUUCACGUUCGCCACGGGCAGCACGGGCAGCAUCAAGCAGUGGAAGUGCCCCGAGGGCGCCUUCAUGCAGAACUUUGAGGGCCACAAUGCCAUCAUCAACACCCUGGCGGUCAACGAAAAGAACGUCUUCUUUUCGGGCGGAGAUAACGGGUCGAUGAGCUUCUGGGAUUGGAAGUCCGGGUAUCGGUUCCAGGCUCUGGACACGACGGCACAGCCUGGCUCGCUGGAUGCCGAGUCGGGCAUCAUGAGCGCUGCCUUUGAUUUGUCCGGCUCGAGGUUGAUAUGCGGCGAGGCUGACAAGACGAUCAAAAUCUGGAGGGAGGACCCGAAUGCCACGCCGGAAACCCACCCCCUUGAAUGGAAGCCGACAUUGUCAAGGAGGAAGUUUUAA
This is a messenger RNA of Parathielavia appendiculata, 1497 nucleotides long. Its product is annotated as WD40 repeat-like protein. Gene Ontology annotation, molecular function: protein binding. The transcript is spliced from 3 exons. Gene Ontology annotation, cellular component: catalytic step 2 spliceosome; precatalytic spliceosome; Prp19 complex. Lineage: Eukaryota; Fungi; Ascomycota; Sordariomycetes; Sordariales; Chaetomiaceae. Bases 1 to 1497 code for a protein of 498 amino acids. Gene Ontology annotation, biological process: mRNA splicing, via spliceosome. The record is from RefSeq and is a predicted model, not a curated record.